UCGAUCGAACUCGAACCCGCACGCACGCCCUCGCGGGGCGCGACCGACACCGGCCGAUCUGACCGAGUGCAUGCGCCCACGACGUCCGCCACCGCCCGCCCGUCUCCCUUCCCGCGCGCCUUCCCUUAAUUCCCCUUCGAUCCUCGAGACGAGAGUCAAACCAAAUCCACAACCCGAAGCGUGCACCAGGGGUCCAGACCCCUCCUCCCGUCCUCCGCCUCGCCGCCAUGACGCUGCGCGACGGCGCCGUGGACCUGUGGGCGAUGGCCGCGGAGCUGGAGCGGCAGUUCGCCGGCUACAAGCAGCGCCUGGCCUCCUCCGGGAGGAUCAGCAGCCUCGUCGACGACGCCGACGACGCCCACGUCCUCGUCCUCGCCGCCGCCCCCGACGACGACGCUGGCGCCGCCGGUGGUGUCGCGGGCAACGGCCUCUUCGAGGAGGAGGAGGAGGAGGACGCGGCGGUCGGAGGCGUGCGGGGGAGGAUGUACGAGGCGUACACGCGGCGGCGGGACGAGCGGCUGCGGUCCGUGUGGCGCGCGCGCAUGGAGCGCAAGGAGGCCGAGGUCAUGGCGCUCUGGGCGCAGCUCGGACGCGGCGGCGGCGGCCCGGCCACCGCGGACGACGACAACGGCGCGGCCGGAGAGGAAGCCGAGGACGGCGGCGAGAGGAGAAGGAGCUCCGACGUGGCUGCUCCGGGCAUGGUCUCCGGCAAGAAGCACCCGCGUACCAGGAGGAGCUCCUCGUCGGCCAACCUGGUCAAAAGCAGCCGCCCUGACGUCGGGAUACGGCGCGCGGUCUCGCAGGAACCACCCGAGCCAACGGCAGGCACCGACGACGGCGCCGGCAGGAAGCAUGGCCAGCGAGCCCGGCCAGUGACCGGCGCCGCGCCGAAGCGCAAGGCCUUGUCGGGGAGCAAGGGCGCCUCGGUGAAGGAGCACGGCUCACUCAGGAAGGCUGGCCCGAAGCCGAAGCCGAAGCCGCCGCGCAGCUUCCCCCGGCCAUCCAGCUCCGGCGGCAUGGAGGGUGUCAGGGAGGCAGCGCUGCCGCAGAACGCGAACGUAGCUUCUUCCCCAAGACCGUUCUUCGCGCGUGACAACGGCACUGGCACCGAGAACGCGCGAGCCGCCUCGCCGGCAUCAGAUGGCGGCGAGGUAGUGGACAGUGCAGCUCCAGCAGUAGAUGGCGACGAACCUGAAGCGAAGAAUGGAGAGAUCACCAGCGACCCGGAGAGACGCGGUGCCGAGGAGAUCGUGGUGCUGUCGCCUGAGGCGAAGCUUGGUAACGGAGAGAUCACCAGCGACUCGGAGACCGAGCCGAGCUACGUCUUCAUCAAGAAGAAGGCUGUCGUCGAGGAGGAAGCCACGAGCCUCUCUGACGCAUUGGCUGGACCAGGAUCUGAAGAACCACAUAUCCAGGUCAGGAAUGGCACAGACGAGGCGCCGACGGCGGCGAAUGCCGAAGAAGCGCCGGCGAGGGGAAGCGCCGACUCGGUGUCCUCCAUGUCAGGCCGGGUCUCCGCUCCCAGCAGCCCGCCCUCCUGCAGCUCCCGGGCCCAGUCCAUCGAGAGGCUGCUCGGGGAGGACGCCGCGCUGCUGCGGAAGAGGCGAGAGGACCAGAGCCCCAACGGAGGGAGGAGCGUCCCGGCGGUGUCGACGCCGGGCAGCGCGGGGAGAAGGGCCUACGGCGCGGCGCCGACGACGUCCCCGAGAGGGACGGCGAUGGGGUUCAAGAAGAGGUUCCUGAGCUUCGGGAAGAAGAGCAGAGGCAGCAGGGAGGGCGCUACCACGGUCAUCGUCGACUGCAGCUCUCCGACGAUCGACGACAACGGCGCGAGCGAGCGGUGGCGGACCGCCGCCGACUCGAUCAGGCCCAGGGUGCUGGGCUCCUCCUCGGACGCAGCCUCCGACGACACGGAUCAAUAUGCCGCCUCGCCACAGGCCUGCUCUCUGCAGAGCCUCGUGGCUGCUGCUUCUCCUGCAAAGUCUGAGCUGAGUGAGAUAGUUCCACCGGAGAAAUCACCAAAACCUCACCGUUCGUUCUUCUCGCUCCGGUCCUUCAACUGUGGCAGGAGCUAGCUGGAUUAGUUGAAGGGUUUACCGUAUAGCCGCCACUGUAAAUUUUAGGAAAUUGAUGAAGUUGGAAAGAAAUAUAUAGCUGGGGUUGCAGCCUGAAAUCUUCUGAACUUUGUGCUUCAGGAGCUGAUUGGUUUUAAGAGCACAUGUGAAAUAUGUUACUGUUCGUUGAUGCAUCGCAUCAGUCUGUGCAGUGAUAAACACAUUAUUUUAACCUGGUGAAACAAAGUGUC
Molecule: messenger RNA, 2305 nt
Organism: Triticum dicoccoides
Lineage: Eukaryota; Viridiplantae; Streptophyta; Magnoliopsida; Poales; Poaceae
Product: dapper homolog 3-like
Exons: 5
Coding region: 228-2075 (615 amino acids)
Source: RefSeq, a predicted model, not a curated record